This is a messenger RNA of Insectozyma verbasci, 1047 nucleotides long. NCBI's taxonomy places the organism in Eukaryota, Fungi, Ascomycota, Pichiomycetes, Serinales, Debaryomycetaceae. The record is from the annotation of a GenBank genome assembly.
AUGAACAAUAUAGUGAUAGUAGGUGCAGGUAUACUAGGACUAACUAAUGCCUUAUAUAUAAUUGAGAACUUGCCAAAUGUCAAUAUAACAAUAAUUUCUGAAUUAGGUCCAAAUGAUCCAUCAUCAUUAUUAAAUUUUAAAUAUGCUUCAAGUUGGGCAGGUGCUCAUUUUCGACCAUUUCCAAGCAGGAAUAAACAAGAUAUUAGAGAAAUGAAAAUGACAAGAGAAACAUAUAAAUAUUUCAAAUCUUUGAAUCUAGAUUGUGUGAAAUUAAUUAAAGGUAUUGAAUUAUUGGAAAAUCCAGACAAUCAUUAUAGUAAUGUACUUUACGGUUAUAGUGAAGAAAUUGAGAACUUCAAACAACUCUCCAAAGGUAAAUUCGAAUAUGAUACUUGGGUAGUUAAUCCAAGUGUAUACCUACCUUACUUAUAUGAAAAAUUGAAAAAUGACGGUGUAAAAUUCAUAAAUAAGAAAUUAGAAUCACUAAACCAAAUCAAUGAGAUUGUUUCUGGUUACCAUAUAAUUAUCAACUGUUCAGGAAUGGGUCUACAAUUUAAUGGCGGGUAUGAUAAAGACUCCUAUUCAAUUCGUGGUCAAACUUUAUUAAUUUCUCCACCUGAAAAUAGUCAAUAUUGGAGAAAGACAAUCACUUAUCAACUACUAUAUGGAUCAUGGAUAUUCAAUAUUCCAAGAUUUCCUAAUGAUGGUAUAAUAUUAGGUGGUACAAAACAAAUUGAAGAUACAUAUGAUAAUAUUCGAGAUGAAGAUACAGAAAAAUUACUUAAAUUGGGAUCUAAAUAUUUUCCUGAUUUAAUGAAGACUAAAGGGAAUGGAGAGAAGUAUUUUGAUAUUAAAAGAGUUAAUCUUGGAUUUAGACCUGCUAGAAUUGGUGGAUUAAAUACUUCAAUUGACUUGAAAAAUAAAAAUAUUGUUUUGAAUUGUUAUGGUGCUGGUGGUAUGGGUUAUGAAUUGUCUUAUGGAGCAGCUAAACGUGUCUUUGAAAACCUCAAGUCAGUGCUAAAUUUAAAUUCAGAUACUAAAUUAUAA